Molecule: messenger RNA, 1666 nt
Organism: Amphimedon queenslandica
Lineage: Eukaryota; Metazoa; Porifera; Demospongiae; Haplosclerida; Niphatidae
Exons: 8
Coding region: 20-1579 (519 amino acids)
Source: RefSeq, a predicted model, not a curated record
GUCACUGAAUGAGAAGAAGAUGAUUCUAUUGACUGCCAUGAAAGAAACAGUGUCUAGUGACUACAGGAAACUUAAAGAUAUUGCUACAGUGCUGUCUGAUUUUGAAGAAUUAAGAGAUAUAGCCAAUGAAAUGAUGACCAAAUAUGAAGAGACAAUUCCUCAAGAGGAUUUUAGUACAGUAGUACAACCACAGGAGGUGGUAGGUGGUAAUGAAGAUUGUGCUAGUGAUAUAUUGAGGAAUAAUUACGGUGCUCUUUCUCAGUCAAUAACUGAACAGGUUCAAAUGGCUAAGUGGCUUCGUGAAGAGGUUAUAUCUGAUGAGGCUCUGUCUUGUGUCCUGUCUACAAGAGGUUCUGUGUCUGACAGUAGAGCAGUUCUCCUCAAAGCUGUACGAGAUGCUGUUCACUCCAAUUACAAACACCUGGAGUUGUUUGUUACUGUAUUGAGAAAGUUCCCUGAGACUGCUCAUAUUGGUGAUGCUAUCUUUGAAGAAUGCAAGCAUCUUUUUAACACUGGUGAUAAUGUUGAAGAUGUUGAAGAAAUGGAGACUUACUUAGUUGAAAAAAGGAAAUCUCUAGAUAAUGCAUGUGCAUUGACUUCAAGUGACUCAGAAUCUAUUUUAGGUCAUAAAAUACCAUUUCCUCGUAAUAUGGGACAAAAAUUUAAAGAUAUGCGAAUGAAAUUUGGAUCAACUUUCUAUAAUGUACGACUUCUUUUUUCAAAGAAAUGGGCUAAGAAAUCACAGAAAGAUGUCGAUGAAGUGAAAGCACUGCUCACUGACUGUUUCCCUGAUCUCAAGGCUGAACUUUCUGUUGCAAAAAAAAUUGAUAGUGUUCUCGAUGUGGUAAAGAGAAAAUGUAGCAUUGUUGAUGUCCGUCCUCUUGAAGUACUAGCUCAACAGUUUAAAGUAAAAGAGGCUGAAGACAUCAUCAGAGAACAUAAAGAAGUGGCUAAAGAAUUUUGCAAGUCAGUAUCUGUGAGUCUUUCCAGUGACGAAACACUACAAGUGAUUCCAACACGAUAUUUGCUAUGUGAAACAAUAACCUUUGUCCUAAAUUGGAAUCCUGAUGAAACUACACUGCAAGACAUCAAUGAUGUGCUUUUGGAGUUAGAGCUUCUGCACAAAUAUCAUAUAGAUCUCAAAGUAUUAAAUGCUCGUAAAGGUCAAUCAGUUGUAGUAACCUGCUACUGCCCUGCUGAAUACACUGGCUCACUGAUAAUGGCUGUCCUUGAUAAGAUAGAGAUACUGCAAGUGAAAGGAUUAAAGGAAUUUAAAGUAGGCAACCGUAGUAUAUGGAAUAACAAUACUGCUCAUGAGGUAUUGUCAGCAUUAGCAAUUAAAUCUACAGCUGACACUUCUAAAGAGAUUGACAAGCCUAUCAUAAAGACUGUUGAAGGGCAGGAGAGGGAACUUAUGCAGUUGUACAUGAGGCAACUGUUAUCAGAACCAUUUAAGCUACGAACAAAAAAAGAAAAAGAACAGACACAUAUAUUUGCAGCAGAUAAAUUUGAUGAGAAAUUACAGAGACGAUGUACAGUGGUAACUACUUCCACUUAUAUGGAGGAAUAUCUAUAUUGAACCUAGAAAUGCAUUAAUGAACAUUAUUGUUUAAUAAUUCAGAUACACUUGUUAAUGAAUUAUAAGUUUGUAUUUUGUAAUACCGUA